Messenger RNA from Didymella exigua CBS 183.55, 2008 nucleotides. Its product is annotated as methylmalonyl-CoA carboxyltransferase 12S subunit. Gene Ontology annotation, cellular component: mitochondrion; methylcrotonoyl-CoA carboxylase complex. Lineage: Eukaryota; Fungi; Ascomycota; Dothideomycetes; Pleosporales; Didymellaceae. Bases 187 to 1962 code for a protein of 591 amino acids. The transcript is spliced from 3 exons. Gene Ontology annotation, molecular function: methylcrotonoyl-CoA carboxylase activity. Gene Ontology annotation, biological process: L-leucine catabolic process. The record is from RefSeq and is a predicted model, not a curated record.
GCGUUCUUGAGCCGCUGCAUAACCGAAUUGCGCGGUCCGUGAAAUUUGGCUCGAGUCGCUACAGCCUCGAGAGCUUCUAAUCACUUAAUUGAGGUUCUGAUACCUGACUGUUGACUUGUUGUUGCCCGUAUCUCCCACUGGACCUCCGCUAAGCUCUGAACCUCCGCUCCGGACGCUCACACAGCCAUGGCUUCCAAGGUACCCUCCCGGGAAGCUCUGACGCUGCUCAAGCACUCGAUUCGUCCCGCAGUAGCCCUGCGCGCGCAAGCACAGUCGCGUCUGAUUUCUUCCGCGGGCACGUCGCUGCGUUCACAGGCUCAGGCUCAUCCUUCGCGCCAAACACAACGGAGCACUGCAACGUUCACGCACUCGCACCAUGCGGAAGCCGUGUCUGUCAUCCCGAGCCUGGUGGACACCACUUCGGCAGACUUCAAGGAGAACAAGCAUGAGAUGGAGCAAGUCACCGAGAAGCUGAACAACUUGCACUCCAAGAUUGCACAGGGAGGACCGCAGAAGGCGAGAGACAAGCAUCUCCAGCGCGGCAAGAUGCUCGUCAGAGACCGCAUCACGGCACUGAUCGACCCGGGAACACCGUUCCUGGAACUCAGCCAGAUGGCCGGUCAUGAAGUCUACCCCGGCGAAGACACGCCCGCAGCUGGCAUCGUGACUGGUAUUGGAACCGUGAAUGGCGUCCAGUGCAUGGUUGUCGCGAACGACAGCACCGUCAAGGGAGGAACAUACUACCCGCUGACUGUCAAGAAGCACCUCCGAGCCCAAGCCAUUGCGCAGGAAAACCGACUGCCUUGUAUCUACCUCGUCGACUCUGGCGGCGCGAACUUGCCGCAUCAGGCCGACGUCUUUCCCGACGUGAACCACUUUGGUCGCAUCUUCUACAACCAGGCGCGCAUGUCCGGUAUGGGCAUCCCCCAGAUCAGUGUCGUAAUGGGACCCUGCACUGCUGGAGGGGCAUAUAUCCCCAGCAUGAGCGAUGAGAGCAUCAUCGUGGAGAACCAGGGUCACAUCUUCCUCGCUGGCCCGCCGCUCGUCAAGGCAGCAACUGGCGAAGUUGUCUCGGCAGAGGACCUGGGCGGCGGCAAGCUGCACAGCGAGGUCUCCGGUGUCACAGACUACUUGGCCGUCGAUGAUGCCCACGCGCUCGUUCUGGCGCGUCGCAGCAUUGGCAACCUCAAUUGGCACCGCAACCAAACCGUCUCCGUCAAGCCGACCUUCAAAGAGCCUCUGUACGACCCCAAGGAGCUGAACGGCAUCGUGGGCACAAACCUGCGCAAGCAAAUUGCCAUCCACGAAGUCAUUGCGCGCAUCGUCGACGGCUCGUCCUUCUCCGAGUUCAAGCCCCUCUACGGCUCCACGCUUGUCACAGGCUUCGCCACAAUAUACGGCCACCCGGUCGGCAUCGUCGCCAACAACGGCAUUCUCUUCAGCGAAAGCUCACUUAAGGGCGCCCACUUUGUCCAGCUCUGCGGAAAGCGACAAAUUCCCCUGAUCUUCCUGCAGCACAUCUCUGGCUUCAUGGUCGGCCAGGACGCAGAGAAGGGCGGAAUUGCGAAGAACGGUGCCAAGCUGGUCACGGCGGUCAGCUGUGUCGAUGUGCCCAAGUUCACGGUCGUCGUUGGAUCGAGUGCUGGCGCUGGUAACUAUGGCAUGUGCGGCCGUGCCUACUCCCCUCGUCUCCUCUUCACGUGGCCCAAUGCAAAGACAUCCAUCAUGGGCGCCGAACAGCUGUCCUCCGUCAUGGCCGCGGUCGGCAAAUCCGAUCCGGAGCUCAGAUCACGUAUUGAGCACGAGAGUGAGGCUACAUUUGGAUCGGCGAGGCUGUGGGACGAUGGGAUUAUCCCACCUGAGCACACGAGGAGGGUGCUAGGGAUGGGGCUGCAGAUGGCGUGUGGUGGGCAGAACACUGGGGUGGAGAGGGAGAGCAAAUGGGGUGUUUUCAGGAUGUAGAUACUGUCGCCUAGAAACCCCGUUACACGUUCACAGACAUCUGCAG